GACGGACAGGUGGCACAUAAUCAUGCGGCGUGUUUCCGCACUCGAAAACACAACAACGUAUUCAUUGUUUUGUACUUCUUUAUUGCAAUGUAAAAAAUAGUAUGACGAAAACACCAUUGACAAAUGACAACAAAUAAACAAAAAAGAAAAGAGAACAGCUACAACAGGGAAAGAGGCACUGUUGCAAAUUUUAUAGUUUAUCGAUCGUCACAAUUUUAACUUUUACUUUAGCUUUAGAGUUUGAUGACAGUUUAAUAGUUACAGUCCAUGUUCAUUUAAAAAAAAAAACUGAACUGCAAAAAAGCUUUUCUGUUGCGACGUUAAAAUGAAAUUUGGCAAGUAAAUGAUAAAAAUAACAGCAUAUUCCUGCUGGAUUUUCGGUGUGGAGGGUAUGCACAUGACACCACCGUAGGCGGAAGUCACUGCGGUAAUACCUGCUGGGUGGCAGAAAGACUGAGUGGCAGCAUUGGUGUUCAACUUGAAUGCUACGAAAACGCGCUUGAAAUGGUGAAGAGCUGCUGUGCGACUGAUUGUACAAAUCGAUAUAGCAAGAAAUCGGAGCUAUCUUUUUACAGACUGCCGAAAAAUAAAGAAAGGAGAAUCAAAUGGAUCACUGCGAUGCGCAGAAACAACUGGAAUCCAGGCUCGGAAACGUGGAUUUGCGGUUUUCAUUUCGUGUCAGGAAAAAAGAGUGAUGAUCCUCUACACCCUGACUAUGUGCCAAGUAUAUUUAGUUUCACCUCCACCGCUGAUCAAAACCUGGCUGUCAACAACCUGGAAAAAUAUCUACGAUCUCAAGAAGUUUGUAAGAAAAGACAUGUCAGCAGAAGUAGAGAACUAGCUGCCACAGCUCUUCUGAACCUGCAUCAAAGUCCUGCAUCACAAGCAGGGGCACGGGCUGUAGAAGUCCAAGACACUGAAGUCCAGACAGAGGAGACGCACAAUGACAUCAGCUCCUUACAUGAACAGAUUAAAUCUUUAAAUACUGAAUGCCAAUCACUGAGGGAGAAGGUUCACAAAUUAGAAAGUGAGUUGAAGCGUCAUACUCUUGACCCUUCACAAUUUGAUGACAGAAAGAUGAAAUUGUUCACAGGAUUACCCAAUUUACAGGCUUUCAUGUUAUUGUUCAGCAAUGUGUCAUCAGUUCUUUCUGCUAGUGCAGAACAGUCCCUCAAGCCUACUCAGGAACUUCUCCUUACACUGAUGAAACUGCGCCUCAAUCUGUCUGAGGAAUUUUUAGGCCACCUCUUUGGGAUUAAUCAGUCAACAGUUUCAAGAAUCUUUUGCCAUUGGAUACAUGUCACAGUUGACAAACUUCAAUUGACAACCGCCACCGAGUUUACCUAAACAAAAAGAACAAGCAGUUCACUGCAAGAAUGGCUUUUUUUAAUUAUUUUUUUUUUUCUUAAAUGGCAAAAUGUACGUGAUUUUACCUCUAUGAAUAUUGUGGAUGAUUUAAUUUUCUUGUGGAGACACAUUAUUUGUGCUUAUUGAAAAUCAAAUGUUUUGAUGUCAUAUAUAUAUAUCUGAUAAAUCUCGUCAUUUUCAUUGUUUCAUAUGCUCAUGUGUAAAUUUCUCCAUAGGACAUCUUGUUUUCAUUCUAGAAAGAAAUGGAACAUUUAUAUAUUUCACUUAGGCGCUCUGUGAAUAAAAAAGCAAUUACAACUUUAAAAACAUAUAUUUUCUUCAAAAUAUUUCUUUACAACUGUAUUUUGUACCCCCUAACAUGUGUGUUGGUUUGUUAUAAAUAUGUUGUUGUUUAAUAAUAAAAAAAGCGAGAGUCUGUUUAAAGACUUA
Messenger RNA from Paramormyrops kingsleyae, 1797 nucleotides. The record is from RefSeq and is a predicted model, not a curated record. Lineage: Eukaryota; Metazoa; Chordata; Actinopteri; Osteoglossiformes; Mormyridae.